This is a messenger RNA of Cavia porcellus (domestic guinea pig), 3614 nucleotides long. It is a transcript of the gene Emilin2, whose product is annotated as elastin microfibril interfacer 2. Gene Ontology annotation, molecular function: protein binding. The record is from RefSeq and is a predicted model, not a curated record. NCBI's taxonomy places the organism in Eukaryota, Metazoa, Chordata, Mammalia, Rodentia, Caviidae. The transcript is spliced from 8 exons. Bases 95 to 3223 code for a protein of 1042 amino acids.
GGAGCCGCCCGGGACGGAGGCGCGCGCUGCGCACUGCGCCGGGCUUAAAGUGCGGCCCCGCGGCCGGUGGGAGCUGCGGAGCGGGGCGGCCAGGAUGCGGCCCCCGGCGCUGCUGCUGCUCGCGGCGCUGGGCGGUGCGGGGCUGAGCCUGGGCGGCGCGCAGCCGGGGCGCAGGAACCGCUGCGCGCACAUCGUGAGCAGGAACGUGAGCUGCGCGGUGCUGGACGGCAGCGAGAGCUUCGUGCAGGCCCGGCCCGGCUGCCCCUGGGGCCAGGCGCCCUGCGCCGCGGCGCUCGUGUACCAUGUGAACUUCAGGCCCAGGUAUGUGACCAGGUUCAAGACGGUGACCCAGCUGGAGUGGAGAUGCUGUCCCGGCUUCCGAGGCCCGGACUGCCAGGAGGGGCCCCGGGUCCCCGCCCAGGGCCCGCACCCCUCGCCCUCGCGGCCACGCAGCCUGAAAAAGGCCACAGACAAUGAGACGCCGAGCCAGGUCUCCCUGCCCAAGACCUCACUGCCCCCAACCCGAGCCACGGCCCCACAGCAGCCUGCAGAGCCGGGGCCCGGGCCGCAGGAGCUGCAGGAGAAGAUCCAGGUGCUGGAGGAGCGUGUGCAGCGGCUCACGAGGACGGUGCUGGACCUGCAGAACUCUCUGGUGGGCGUCGCCGGGCACCCGAAGCCCACAGUCCACGAUAAUGACAAUGCCAGCGAGACCCUCGGCACCCGGCUCAGGGAUCCUCACCUGUCUCCCACACCCGACCCCGCCGGUCCCAGGGACACGGAGGUGGCCCAGUACCCUGGCAUCCUGCCCAGCAAGGAGUCCGGCAUGAGGGACAUCAAGUCGGAGCUGGCCGAGGUGAAGGACACCCUGAAGACCAAGAGCGACAAGCUGGAGGAGCUGGACGGGAAGGUGCGGGGCUACGAGGGGCAGCUGCGGCAGCUGCAGGAGGCCGCGCAGGGCCCCACAGCCACACUGAGCGCCCCCGAGCUGCUGCAGGCCUAUGUGGACGGCAGGCUGGAGGCGCUGCGGGAGGAGCUGCUGGAGGGCAUGGACCACAAGCUGGGCGACCUCAAGGACAGCUGCGAGUACAAGCUGGUGGGCCUGCAGCAGCAGUGUGACGACUACGGCAGCAGCUACCUGGGCGUCCUGGAGCUGCUCUCGGAGAAGGAGGCCGGCCUGCGGCGGGAGCUGGGUGACCUCCGCACCCGGCUGCAGGACCCCGCGGCCCGGCCCGGCUGCUGCCCCGGCGGCGCGGAUGGCGACUGGGGCCCCCAGAUCCGGGUGCUGGACCAGAAGAUCGAGCGCGUGGCGGAGGCCACCAGGAUGCUGAAUGGGCGGCUGGACAACGAGUUCGAGCGCCUGGCGGCCCCAGAAACAGACACGGACUUUGACGCCCGGUGGGAGGAGCUGGAUGCCAGGAUCAACGUGACGGAGCGGAACGCGGAGGAGCACUGUUUCUACGUGGAGGAGACCCUGCGCGGGGCCAUCGACGGCGAGGUCGGGGGCCUGCGGCAGCUGCUAGACCAAAAGAUCCACUCCCUGGAGGACAGGCUGGACAGCGUCCUCCUGCAAGCGGCCAAUGUUAGUGAGGGCUCGGCGCUGCCUGAGGGGCCCGGCUGGGACGGCGCCCAUGUCCUGGCCGAGCUGCAGCGCCUGCAGGAGCAGGUACAGGGGGUGCAGGACGUGUGCCUGCCCCCCGGGGACGGGGACAGGGACAGGGGUGGGGACGGCAGGAGCCUCUGGACAGCAGUCAACGACACGGUGCACCGCAGGUUUCAGGAGGCUGAGCGCGGCAUCCGGCAGCUGCAGGAGGACCUUGGCGCCCUGCAGUCUCGACUCAGCCACACGGAGGACAGCGUGAGCCGCCUGCAGAAGGCAGUGGAUGACUGCAUAUCGGGGGUGGGCACUGCGGCCAGCCAGGGGGCUGAGGGCGAGCAGACUGCGCCGGCAGGGACUCUUCUGGCCCCCCAGGAGUCCGGGGCCCCGUGCUGCGCCCAGCUGGAGGACAGGUGGCAGGGGCUGCUGGCCCAGGUGCAGGCUGAGCUGGCCACGUGCAGCCAGCAGGCGCGCGGGGCACAGGGCGGAGUGGCCGCGGUGGAGGGCCGGGUGUCCGUGCUGGAGAGGACGUGCGGCAGGCUGGACGCGGUGGCCAGCAGCCUGCAGAGGAUCAAGGAGGGGCUGGGCAAGCACGUGGCCGGGCUGUGGGCCUGCGUCCGGCAGCUGAAUGGCACACUUGGAGCGCAUGCCAGGGACAUCUCCGGCCUGCAGAGCUCCGUGCGGCAGUUCUAUAGCCACGUCUUCCAGAUCUCCCCGGACCUGCAGGACCUGGUCACCUUCCCGCCGCCAGCGGGUGAAAAGCCCUCUGCAGUGUCCCCCAGCCUCGAGACCCUGCAGGUGCCAGCUGAGGCCACUGAUGCUGUGCCCCAGCCUGAGCCAAGCCUGGCUCCCCCCGAGGAUACUGCACGACAGUGGCCCACAGACCAGCGGCCAGGGCUACCCAAGCGACCCCUGGCACCAUGGCCCCCGGAGCAGCCACUGCCUGCACCAUUUGGGCCUGGCUGGACGGGACCACCCCUGCUGCCAGGCGCCACAGGGGUGGUGAUGGAGACAGGCGAGGCUGGGCCCCCAGGCAGGAAGGCUGUGUGGGGCAAGGGCCUGCUUCGGGGUGUGGAUGGGCAGAGCGGGCGCCGGCCCGAGCCCAGCGCCGAGGGCUACGCAGGCGCCCCAGGGUACCCCCAGACGCCACCUGUAGCCGCCCCAGGGCUCCUGGUGCCUGGCCUGGUGUCCUUCUCUGCUGGACUCACACAGAAGCCGUUCCACAGCGACGGGGGCGUCGUCCUCUUUAACAAGGUGCUGGUGAACGACGGCGACGUCUACGACCCUAGCACCGGCGUCUUCACGGCCCCUUACGACGGGCGCUAUCUGAUCACGGCCACGCUGACGCCCGAGCGCGACGCCUACGUGGAGGCGGUGCUGUCGGUGGCCAACGCCAGCGUGGCGCAGCUGCACACGGCCGGAUACAGGCGCGAGCUGCUGGAGGUGCACCGGCCGCGGGGGGCGCACACCUGCGGGGGCCCCGGCGCCUUCCAGCUAGUCGUGCACCUCAAGGCAGGCGACGGCGUCAACGUUGUGGUGACGGGCGGCCGGCUGGCGCACACGGACUCGGACGAGAUGUACUCCACCUUCAGCGGGGUGUUCCUGUACCCCUUCCUCGGCCGCCUCUAGGGCGCAGGCCCCUGACUCCGUGGGUUCUGUCAGGGUGCGGACUGGAGGGCAGAGUCAGGAGCUGCGCCUGUCCUCCGCACUGGAACGGGACGAGGAGGCCCGAAGCGCCCUGUGCCCUGUGCCUCGCUCGCCCCGUCCAGGGGUCCUGGGCGCCGGCCUUCGCUGGAGCUCCAGGCGCACAGCGCGGACCCACACCGCAGGGAGGAAGUCCAGACACUGAAGAUGCCCGGCCACCGAACCCGAGCGUCCAGCGCGGGUCCUCACAAGGGCGCAGGGCCGGCCGGGAUGGGGACACAGCAGACACUAUCCAUGCUAAAGCUUGCCGGGCUCCUGGGAUGACUGUGCGACCUAAGCGCCAAGACUGGGAGUGUCAAUAAAGGUGUCAGCCCUC